Soboliphyme baturini is the source of this 555-nucleotide messenger RNA. NCBI's taxonomy places the organism in Eukaryota, Metazoa, Nematoda, Enoplea, Dioctophymatida, Soboliphymatidae. The record is from the annotation of a GenBank genome assembly.
GACGAUGAAGGAAAAAUCAUGUGGUCAAAUAUAGACUACACAGAAACUUGGUCUGCUCUCGAACACGCGGUCAACAACGGUAAGGUAAAUUCGAUUGGAGUAUCGAAUUUUAACCCUGACCAAAUUGAAAGAUUGUUGAAAUGCUCUCAUGCGCCUUCCGUCAAUCAGGUUGAAUGCCAUCCAUAUUUCAGUCAGAAGAAGUUGCUAGAAUGGUGCAACGAACAUGACAUCAUCGUCACGGCUUAUAGCCCUUUAAGUAAUCCGCAGCGGCGCAUGUCUGAAUCGUUGCAGCUGAAUCUACUCGAGGAUCCUGUGGUCAAGAACAUUGCCGCAAAACAUAAUAAAAGUGCUGGCCAAAUUGUACUUCGCUGGGGAAUUCAACGCGGCACGGUAGUGAUUCCAAAAGCAUCGAGCGAAAAACAUCUGAAAGAAAAUUUUGAUAUAUUAAAUUUCUCCUUGACAGAAGAUGAGAUGAGCAGUCUAGAAGCACUGAAUCGAGGUCAAAGAUUCGUCGAUUUGCCUCAAGAUGCCCAUCAUCCCCAUUAUCCAUUUUAA